CUUCAUCAAAAAUGAAAUUCUACUUCUUUAUAUGAGAUAAGACUUCUAUUAUGUUGUGUCAUUGUGAACAUGGCUUCAACUCGUGAGCCAUGAGUAAAUUAAUAAAUCUUAAUAUUAUAACUUAAGAAAGAUUCCCUACAUUUAUGGCGUCGUCCUCUUUCAAUCUUGGUUUGAAUUUUCUGAUGUUUAAAGUUUUCUUUUAACAGGGCUUUCAAUUCUUCAGUUGGUGUCUGGGAUUUUUCUUUUGUUUGCCAGCUUUUACUUCAUUUUCGUGGACAUUUGUAUUUAUCUUUGGUUCCACAACCAGUUUAAUUAAUAAAUUUCAAAUGACACAACCAAAAAAAUUCCUACAUUUCUAUUACAGAUUAACAGGUGUCCUAUAACCUUUUUAUUUUCCUUUUCAUGUGUUGUUUCUAGAAAACAAAAUCCAGAUUAUUAUAAUUCUUGAUAUCACAAAAAUGUAGAGGAAAGGGACCAUUUCUAAGGAAAAGUAAUUUUAAAAUCCCUUUAUCUAUGUGUUGUGUCGUGUGUCGGUGAAGAGUAAGAAGUCGAGAGACAAAGUUAAAAGUAGAGAAGAAAAUGAGUGAGGAGGAGAGGAAGCAACACGUCGUUCUAGUACAUGGUGCUUGCCAUGGCGCCUGGUGCUGGUACAAGGUUAAGCCGCAGCUCGAGGCUUCUGGCCACCGCGUAACCGCCGUAGAUCUAGCUGCCUCCGGUAUAGACAUGACCAGGUCAAUCACAGAUAUAUCCACAUGCGAACAAUACUCAGAGCCAUUGAUGCAGCUAAUGACCUCACUACCAGAUGAUGAGAAGGUUGUGCUUGUUGGUCAUAGCUUAGGAGGUUUGAGUUUAGCUAUGGCCAUGGAUAUGUUUCCGACCAAAAUCUCUGUUUCUGUCUUUGUGACUGCUAUGAUGCCAGACACCAAACACUCACCAUCCUUCGUAUGGGAUAAGCUAAGAAAAGAAACUUCACGAGAGGAAUGGUUAGACACCGUGUUUACGAGCGAGAAACCUGAUUUUCCUAGCGAGUUUUGGAUUUUUGGACCAGAAUUCAUGGCCAAGAACUUGUAUCAGUUGUCUCCAGUCCAAGAUCUUGAAUUGGCGAAAAUGUUGGUGAGGGCAAACCCAUUGAUUAAGAAAGAUAUGGCAGAGAGAAGAAGCUUCAGUGAGGAAGGAUACGGAUCCGUUACACGUAUAUUUAUUGUAUGCGGAAAGGAUCUUGUGUCACCCGAAGAUUACCAGCGAUCGAUGAUCAGCAACUUUCCCCCAAAAGAAGUAAUGGAGAUCAAAGACGCAGAUCAUAUGCCAAUGUUCUCCAAGCCUCAACAACUAUGUGCUCUUCUCUUGGAGAUUGCAAAUAAAUAUGCCUAAAUAAAUCUGAAAUAUCAUCAUCACUGCAUAUCAAUUACAAAUUCAGUGUCCACCACAAUAAUAAGCCAUAUGAGAAUACAUAAUGUAUGAGAACUAAGCAAAUGAUAAUAUUCACAAGAAUGGUUUUAUGAAUAAUGAUUCGUGAGCUAGAUAACUAUAUUAUUACCUGAAAAUUAUGUUUUAUGGUUUCUCCAUUGAUUUAAACUUAUAGGAUACAGAUUUAUACACCAU
This is a messenger RNA of Arabidopsis thaliana (thale cress), 1602 nucleotides long. It is a transcript of the gene MES3, whose product is annotated as methyl esterase 3. Gene Ontology annotation, molecular function: catalytic activity; methyl indole-3-acetate esterase activity; methyl jasmonate esterase activity. NCBI's taxonomy places the organism in Eukaryota, Viridiplantae, Streptophyta, Magnoliopsida, Brassicales, Brassicaceae. Gene Ontology annotation, biological process: oxylipin biosynthetic process. The transcript has 3 exons. The record is from RefSeq and is marked reviewed. Bases 580 to 1371 code for a protein of 263 amino acids.